Molecule: messenger RNA, 2374 nt
Organism: Rhodamnia argentea
Lineage: Eukaryota; Viridiplantae; Streptophyta; Magnoliopsida; Myrtales; Myrtaceae
Product: MND1-interacting protein 1-like
Exons: 2
Coding region: 156-2228 (690 amino acids)
Source: RefSeq, a predicted model, not a curated record
CAUGCUCUGUUCAAAUCAACUGUCAUCGCAAGAUCGAGCCAGUCUCCAAGGUCACGCUGUCUCUCCAAACCCUACCCAUUUCUCGAUUUCACCUCUCUCUCUCGAUCGUAUGAACAAUCCUCUGUUUUGGCAGUGACAUCAACCGCACAAGCUCAAUGGGUAAGAGUGCAAGAAACAAGCAAAAAUCCAAGAACCGACGACAGCAGUCGCAGAACCCGCAACCCAAAACCCGCGAUCAACCGGGUCAAGCGCCGAGCUCCAUAACGGGGACCGGACCCAGCUCAACCCCUCAGAGCGGCUGUGAGGAUGGUGCCAGCCGAAUCCCGAGUUCCGAUCCUAACUGGCUCCCAACCCCAUCCCCUGCUAUUGGCCCUUUGGCCGAGCGUUUCUCGCAAGAAGAUUUCAAGAAGUUGCCGGAGAUGCAACUGUUAGAGAAGAUACUGCUGGGAGCUUUGGAGGAAAAGUACAUAGAGGCAUUGCGUAGGCUUGUGGAAAUGGGGUAUGAUGAGGAUGCCGCGCUGAAGGCGGUCCUGAGGAACGGGCAUUGUUAUGGGGACGAGGACGUGCUGUUGAAUAUAUUCAAUAACGCGCUCGCUUACUUGACUGGUGAUUGCCGUAGUAGGAACCUGAUUUUCGAGGCGAAUGGGAUCCUGUUCACAAGCUUGGCGCAAAUGGCGGAGCACUCGCUGGGUUGCAUGGUUCACGUGCUGCAACAGGUUCACCACAGUAGAAGGAAGGCGAUGUGGUCUCUCGUUCUUUCCAAACUCCAUAUAGGUUUGGCAGUUGCAAUGCCUCCAUCUGAGGGGAAUUGGGAAUCGGAUAGCAGUGACGAGGAUGCAGUCGAUGUUGAUCUGCCACCGUGCUGUAGGUUCAACCGUUGUCUGGGGAUUUGGUGGUUAGUAGAAGAGUCAGGGGUUCCUUCAGAUAUGUUAGCUGUCGGCAAUGAACGGAACAAGCAUCAGCCAAACGAUGAAGAGCAUUUGCAAAGCGAUAUCGAGGUCCCAGAGAGCUUUGGUUUGUCACCGGAACUGAAGUCAAUGCUGAAAAAGAACGUAGCUAAGGUUGCUGCUGCUGUUCGGGCAAACUUGAUGCAGAACUUCAUGCACUCAAAUGCUUCUGUGAAGGGGGAUGCCCCGGCGGUUUCGCAGCCUGAAGCUUGUGGCGAGUCUAGUGUUUUGAGGUGCAAAGAGUGGGUGAACUCUGUGGCGGAUACACUUCCUGGUAGACUUAGCAAUUUAAAUCUUGAUGGGAAUUUGGUUGGCUUGCCAGAAGAGAGAAAGGAUGCCAUUAUUCUGCACUUGCAGAAUCAAAUUGAGGAUCACGAGAGACAAGUGAAGGAGAGAGAGGCGUGGGCUCGCCAGAAGGCAGUUCAGGCAGAUAAAAGCGUUGAAAGCGCUUUGCUGGAACUUGAGACUUUGAGAAAGGAGAUGGCGGAGAGUCGUCAUGUGUUGAAGAAAGGUAAACCGACUCUUGAUGCGAGUACCAGGAUGAAACUCUCUGAUAAGGAAAGUGCUUUGAGGAAGAUGGGUGCCCGAGCGGAGGCUACUCACGCAGCUAUGACCCGGGUCGAGAAUGAGAAUGCCAAAAUCAAGGCGGAAACGGAGGCUUUUAACCUGAGUGCGUCGGAAUCUGCAAAUGCCUGUCGGGAGGUUGCAAAGAGGGAAAAGAAGAACCAGAAGAAACUCUUGGCUUGUGAGAAACAGAAAGUCGAGUUACAAGAGUCAAUUGCAGAGGAGAAACAGAAGAUCACGGAGUUACAGCAGCAGUUGGUUGAGAUACAGAAAGCCCAGAGGGAAGCUGAGACGAAGUGGAGGCAGGCAGCAGAUGCAAAAGAGCUUGCCAAUGCACAGCUGAAGGAAGAAAAGCGAGCAUUGGAAGCAGCAAAGGCCGACAGUAAGAAAAGGCUAGAAGAUCUGCGCUUAAGAACAGAGACAGAGAUGAAGCUAUACAGGGACAAAGUCCUGAGACUGGAGCAAGAGCUUUCAGAUCUAAAAAUAGCGGCUGGGAACACCGAAGCAACACCUAUGCAUGAGUUGGACGUACAGGAUCAUAGAAAAUGCAUAAUCUGCUGGAAAAAUGAAGUCCGCAUUCUCUUCUUGCCAUGUGCCCAUGAGGUUCUGUGUGCCGACUGCAGCGACAAAUACGGGUAUAAGGAGAAAGUCUUAUGUCCUAUGUGCCAAGUUCCAAUUGAAGAGGCGAUCCGGGUCUUUGGAGGUAGCUUGAAAUAAUCGAUGCCUUUGUCUGCAUUUGUCCCAUUUGGUCCUUGUUACUGAGCAGGUCUCAAAUAAUCUUUCUGGAACUGGAUCAACAAUGUCAAAGGUGUAUAUAGCUGUAAAGUGAUACUAGAGUUACUCAGUCUAGCUUACAAAGUGAC